CCGUCGCCCUCUCUCCUUCGCACGCGGUUGAGGAAGCCGGUAGGCCUGAGAAGCUGCUGCUGAAUAAUGCCGGGAAAACUCCGCAGUGGGGCCAAGUUGGGCUCAGACGAGGCCGAGGAGAGCAUGGAGACGCUGCCGAAGCCAAGUGAGAAGAAAACUAGAAAAGAGAAGACAAAAUCAAAGACCGAAGAAGCAACAGAAGGAAUGGAAGAGGCCGCUUCCUCCAAUGCAAAGAAAACAAACAAGAAAGGGCCUUCUGAAGAUGAUGUGGAUCCCCCUAAAUCCAAGAAGGCCAAGAAGCAGGAGGAGGAGCCUCAAGACGACACUGCUUCUACAAGCAAAACCUCCAAGAAGAAAAAGGAGCCCCUUGAGAAGGAAGCAGCCUCUGAAACCAAAGAGAUAAUAACAGAGGAGCCUCCCAAAGAAGAGGCAGACAUGCCUAAGCCCAAGAAGAUGAAGAAAGGGAAGGAAGCAAACGGAGAUGCGGGAGAGAAAAGCCCCAGGGUGAAGAAUGGACUCUCCCAACCUUCUGAACCGAAAUCCAACUCCAGUGAUGCUCCUGGUGAGGAAAGUAGUAGCGAGACAGAAAAGGAAAUACCUGUGGAGCAGAAAGAAGGAGCUUUCUCUAAUUUUCCCAUAUCUGAAGAGACUGUCAAGCUUCUUAAAGCUCGUGGGGUGAACUUCCUGUUUCCUAUACAAGCCAAGACCUUCCACCAUGUGUACAGUGGGAAAGACUUAAUUGCCCAGGCACGGACAGGCACCGGGAAGACAUUCUCUUUUGCCAUCCCUUUAAUUGAGAAACUUCAAGGUGGGCUACAAGAGAGGAAGAGAGGCCGAGCCCCUCAGGUGCUAGUCCUUGCACCCACAAGAGAAUUAGCAAAUCAAGUGAGCAAAGACUUCAGCAACAUCACCAAAAAGCUGUCCGUAGCUUGUUUUUAUGGUGGAACACCCUACGGUGGUCAGAUUGAACGAAUGCGGAGUGGGAUUGAUAUACUGGUUGGGACCCCAGGUCGUAUUAAAGACCACUUGCAGAAUGGCAAGCUAGAUCUCACCAAACUUAAACACGUUGUCCUGGAUGAAGUCGACCAGAUGUUGGAUAUGGGUUUUGCUGAUCAAGUGGAAGAAAUUUUAUGUGUGGCAUACAAGAAAGAUUCUGAAGACAACCCCCAAACAUUGCUUUUCUCUGCAACUUGCCCUCAUUGGGUAUUUAAUGUUGCUAAGAAAUACAUGAAAUCUACAUACGAACAGGUGGACCUGAUUGGUAAAAAGACUCAGAAAGCAGCUAUAACUGUGGAGCACCUGGCGAUUAAGUGUCACUGGUCAGAAAGGGCAGCGGUGAUUGGGGAUGUGAUCCGAGUGUACAGUGGUCAUCAGGGGCGCACGAUCAUCUUCUGUGAAACCAAGAAGGAUGCCCAGGAGCUAUCUCAGAACACGUGCAUAAAGCAGGAUGCCCAGUCCUUACAUGGCGACAUUCCACAGAAGCAAAGGGAAAUCACCCUGAAAGGUUUCCGAAAUGGCAGUUUUGGAGUUUUGGUGGCGACCAAUGUUGCUGCCCGUGGGUUAGACAUCCCUGAGGUUGACUUGGUUGUUCAGAGCUGUCCACCAAAGGAUGUAGAGUCUUACAUUCAUCGUUCGGGGCGGACAGGCAGAGCUGGAAGGACAGGGGUUUGCAUCUGCUUUUACCAGAAAAAAGAAGAGUACCAGUUAGCACAAGUGGAGCAGAAAGCGGGAAUUAAAUUUAAACGGAUAGGUGUUCCUUCUGCAUCGGAAAUAAUAAAAGCCUCCAGCAAAGACGCCAUCAGGCUCUUGGAUUCUGUGCCUCCCACUGCCAUUAGCCAUUUCAAGCAGUCAGCUGAGAAGCUGAUUGAGGAGAAGGGAGCUGUAGAGGCCCUGGCAGCUGCUCUGGCCCACAUCUCAGGAGCCACAUCCGUCGAUCAGCGCUCCCUGAUCAACUCGCAAGCAGGCUUUGUGACCAUGAUCCUACGCUGCUCCAUUGAGAUGCCCAACAUCAGUUACGCUUGGAAAGAACUUAAGGAGCAGCUGGGCGAGAGCAUCGAUGCCAAAGUGAAAGGAAUGGUCUUCCUCAAAGGAAAACUGGGGGUUUGUUUUGAUGUCCGCACUGAAGCAGUCACAGAAAUACAGGAGAAGUGGCAUGAUUCGAGACGCUGGCAGCUCACCGUGGCCACCGAGCCGCCAGAGCUGGAGGGACCUCCAGACGGCUAUCGAGGCCGCAUGGGUCAGCGUGAUGGCAGCCGCGGUGCUUUCAGAGGACAGCGGGGUGGAAGCAGGAACUUCCGGGGCCAGGGACAGCGGGGUGGAAGUAGAAACUUCCGAGGACAGCGACCAGGAGGUGGCAACAGGGGCCAGAAGCGGAGUUUUGGUAAAGCGUUUGGUCAGUGAGUAGAGGCCAGAAGGGACUGUUCCCACUGUGGACCCCAGGGUCCACCCUGCUGACAAAGCCCCAGUGCUUCCUUCCUUUUUUACCACUUCUCGGCGCCCCCUUUCUUGCAGAGAGGCUUCUGAACUGUCCGACUAACCAUCACAAACUCUUCAUUUUGAAAGAGGAUAAGGAUUCAUUGCAUCAUUUUCCAACAUACUUUUAGAUUUACAAAGUAAAACCAACCAUGAAUCUGCCUAUCUUGGUGUGUUGAUCUUGUAAUUUCAUCUUGUGUGUGUGUAUGUGUGCACUCACUGGGGCCUAAGCUCAGAACCUCACACAAGCAGAGCAUACACAUGCCCUGCAACUAAACUACAUCUCUAGUCCCUAUACACGUGUCCAACUCAUCCUUCAAAGAGAGUCCCUAGGGGCUGCCUCAGUCUCAGGAGGAUUGCAAGAGCCAGGGCGGAAUGUGUUUGUUGCAUUCCUUGGCAUCCUGGACUCCUUGCAAACAAUUGCUGUGUUUAUAUGUGUCUGCUGAGGUUUGAUGCUGAGCAGUGCUUUUCAAGAGCCACUUCAGACUUAGCUGAUUUGAAUAGUUUGUGCCAGGCUCUGGAUGUUGAGGGUAGAACAGACAGCAUAGAUUCACUCUAGUGUCUUCACAUACUCAUUAGGUGAUUUGUGUUCCAGUGGAUUCUCCAGACAAGUGUAUAUAGAAGUACAUUUUUAUAGGACCCAAUGUCUGUAAAGUUCAAGCCCAAAUGCCUGACAUGUCUAGCUUUUCUUGUCAGUAAUGAGACUGGAUCCACUUUUGGAAGAUUGAUUUACCCAGAAGAAAUAAUGGAGCAUGGGGCUCAGUUGGUGUUGCUGACAAAUGUCUCAAAAAAGCCACAAAGGUGUCUUUGAUUGUGACAGGGAAGGAGGUGGAGAAGCGUGCUCUGAGUGGUGAGCACGUCCUGAGUCGUGGCUCCUGGAGGGCCUGUGUCUGCUAGUGUGCAGUCUGGGGCUAUUAAAGGGCACAGUGGGACAGGCUUGUUUUCAGUGGCUUGGAUCUUAAACCACAACGUAAAAUCUAUUUCUGUUAAGCUGCUUCUCUGAAAAAUUAUCACAGCUCAGAGAGUCCUUCUACAACAAGGUGUGCCAUUUUAAGCUCUUACUUUGAGGGAACUGAAGCAUAGCCCCUGCCUACUGCUCGGUUUUUUAUUUGGGAAUCAUCCCACCUAGCACAGAAGCUUGAGUAGUGGUGUCCUCUAGCUGUACCGGAGAUUCUGUGCAGGGAUCUUAGAACAGGCUUGGAAGGAAAGUCAGAACCACACACUGUCAUUUUAUUUUGUUAUUUUUCUUAAUUGUUUGGAUCAACUAAGACCUUCAUUUUAGUAUGGUCCUUUACCGCCUUUACCAAUCACCUGCCAUUAAAGGGCUCUGAUAACCCAUCAGCUCCUGGUAGUUGAAACAAUGCCCUUUUUUUUUUCUAUUUAGAUUCAGUUUUCCCCUUGAACUCUGACCAGAUGGCUCAUCCUCUGCUCAGGAUUUGUUGGUUUUUGUUUUCUUUGUUGAUAACUGUAGCUUGUAAGAAAUGUGGGCAUGGUUUAAUGAAGCAUUUCACUGUUGGGAUAAAAGAGUUUGCCAUUUCAAGAUGAUGAAAGGACAUACUGGCUCUACUUGCAGGAUGAAAGGCUAGAAAACAUUUAAAAUUUUGAAUUAAUGGGUUACCCUAUAGAAAAAUGAUCUGUCAUAAACCAAACAGUGAAGGGGAAGAAGGGAAGAAUUUCAGUUGACACAAUUUAAAUGAAAUAUGACUUUUCAAGCAAAUGAAGUUUCUUUUGGAUUACAGAAACUAAACAAUAUUUAUUAUUUGGUUUAAAUGGGCUUAUUGGGAAAUGUUAUCAUUUUUACUAUUUUCUACAGAGAAAAUAUUUUCCACUUUAUCAAAUAACUCUGGACUUUGAAAUUACAGCCCGUUUUUAUGUUCCAGCUGUCUACGUAGUUGUUUUCCUGAAACUGUACUUAAAAUGUUUUUACAUUAAAGUGAAUUACUGUAUAAAGUACUGCAUUAUGCCAUAAUAAAGAUACCAAUGCUUUA
Mus caroli (Ryukyu mouse) is the source of this 4460-nucleotide messenger RNA. It is a transcript of the gene Ddx21, whose product is annotated as DExD-box helicase 21. Gene Ontology annotation, molecular function: RNA helicase activity; RNA binding; ATP binding. NCBI's taxonomy places the organism in Eukaryota, Metazoa, Chordata, Mammalia, Rodentia, Muridae. The record is from RefSeq and is a predicted model, not a curated record.